Molecule: messenger RNA, 610 nt
Organism: Balearica regulorum gibbericeps (East African grey crowned-crane)
Lineage: Eukaryota; Metazoa; Chordata; Aves; Gruiformes; Gruidae
Source: RefSeq, a predicted model, not a curated record
GCCCACAAUUUCAUCCGAUGUAGCUGUGAAGCGUCUAAAACAGAAACUCUCACUUCAAGGGACACCCAAGGAAAUGAGGUUUUCAGGACCCACCCUGCCGGGGAAGUCACCAAUGGACUGUGGACACUUAGCUGAGAGCAGCGAGGAGAUCUCCGGCCCGGGCACAGAGCCCGAUUCCCUGCUGCCUUCUGCUGCCGGCAGCAAUUCCUGCCCACCCUCGGUAGCGGGGCAGCGGGCUGGGGCACCUCCGGGCAGACCCGCCGCCGCUAACGCCGCUCGAGAGCGCAGCCGUGUUCAAACCCUGCGCCAUGCCUUCCUCGAGCUGCAGAAGACUCUCCCCUCCGUGCCGCCCGACACCAAGCUCUCCAAGCUGGAUGUACUCCUCCUGGCCACCACCUACAUCGCACACCUCACCCGCAGCCUCCAGGAUGAGGAAGAGUCACCAGGAGAGGGCUUGGGUACCCUCCGAGGGGAUGGAUACCUCCACCCUGUCAAGAAGUGGCCAAUGCGUUCCAGGCUAUACAUUGGAGCUACGGGACAGUUUUUGACUCACUCGGCACAAGGAGACGGCGCAAACCAAGGAGAAACAUCAACAACUUCACAAAUCUAA